UCAUCGCAGCAGUCUUAGCCAGUCUUUCCAUGUUUCACUUGAUACGUAUUACGUUUUAUUAUUGCAGACAGGUUAAUUGACAGUGAGAACGAUGGAAUCCAGUGAUACAAGAGAUUGUGCCAUCAGGGUGAAAGAGGAGCCUCGUGACGAGUCACCUAUUUAUAAUGAUUCCGAGACAGUUGAGGAAAAACCCGAUCUGAAAAACUUCCAACUCUUAUCAUUUCCUCGAAAAAAUUCAAUUGAUACCCUUCGAAAUUGUGACAUUAAACUUGAAAGUGAACUUGAUAAAGAUAUGGAAAUAGUUUUUGAAUGUGAAGAUGUGAAGCCCAAAAUCAAUUCUCCAGUAGUCAAGAAAAUUGAUGAUGAUUCACAAAAUUGCGAUCUGAAACAAGAUAUUGUCGGUGACGUGGCAGAAGGAAUGAAACUGAAUUUUGAUUGCGAACUUAGUGAAAAAAAUAAAAAAAGAAGAAUUGCAAAAACGGUGAACAAAGAACAUAAAAACAAAUCAAAUAUCAAUGCAAAUCAUAAUGAUACAAUACAUGCAUGUGAAACACGGGGAAAGAAAUUUUCACAUGAGACCAGACUGAGUAGGCAUGUCAAAUCAUUACAUCAUUGUUUUACUUACUUUUGUGAUAUAUGCAGUAAGGCAUUCACACAAAAAUAUAAUCUCAAAACCCACAUUGACUCGUUGCACAAUGGUGUCACAUACACGUGUCAUAUAUGUGGAAAAACGUUUACUCGGAAAGGUAGUCUUAAACUCCACAUCGAUUCGGUACACAAGGGUUUUACUCACCCAUGUAAUAUUUGCGGAAAGUCAUUUAGGCACAAAAUUAGUCUUAAAAUCCACAUCGACUCGUUGCACAAUACUGUCACACAUACGUGUCGUACAUGUGAAAAAACGUUUACUCGGAAAGAUAGUCUCAAACUCCACAUCGAUUCGGUACAUAAGGGUUUUACUCACCCAUGUAAUAUUUGCGGAAAGUCAUUUACGCUCAAAAUUAAUCUUAGAACCCACAUCAACUCGUUGCAUAAUACUGUUACACAUACGUGUCAUACAUGUGGAAAAACAUUUACUCGGAAAAGUAGUCUCAAAAGACACAUCGGUUCAGUAUGUAAUCACCCACACCUGUGA
Molecule: messenger RNA, 1132 nt
Organism: Trichogramma pretiosum
Lineage: Eukaryota; Metazoa; Arthropoda; Insecta; Hymenoptera; Trichogrammatidae
Product: zinc finger and BTB domain-containing protein 41-like
Exons: 3
Coding region: 92-1132 (346 amino acids)
Biological process (GO): regulation of transcription by RNA polymerase II
Molecular function (GO): RNA polymerase II cis-regulatory region sequence-specific DNA binding; DNA-binding transcription factor activity
Source: RefSeq, a predicted model, not a curated record